AUGGACUUUUAUUGUUGUGAGUAUUGCAGUAUGGUCAUAUACGAAGGUGGUGCAGCAGUUUCACAGGCGAGAUCACUAUGGCGAGUUGAGCUGAUCCGUAUGAAAUGGCAUGGCGCCUUGAUUGGAUGGGAUCAAGUUUUUCGCAUUAGACACAUCACUUCGGGGAGGUACGCUAACCAAUAUGCAAAUAUUGAAAGUGUUCAUGUUCAGCCGACUUUUCGGCACUCAUCAUUAGCUCCGUCAUCAUAA
Messenger RNA from Anisakis simplex (herring worm), 249 nucleotides. The record is from the annotation of a GenBank genome assembly. NCBI's taxonomy places the organism in Eukaryota, Metazoa, Nematoda, Chromadorea, Rhabditida, Anisakidae.